Molecule: messenger RNA, 4610 nt
Organism: Boleophthalmus pectinirostris (great blue-spotted mudskipper)
Lineage: Eukaryota; Metazoa; Chordata; Actinopteri; Gobiiformes; Gobiidae
Gene: il23r
Product: interleukin 23 receptor
Exons: 20
Coding region: 1471-4035 (854 amino acids)
Biological process (GO): cytokine-mediated signaling pathway; positive regulation of tyrosine phosphorylation of STAT protein
Cellular component (GO): CRLF-CLCF1 complex; signaling receptor complex; external side of plasma membrane
Molecular function (GO): cytokine binding; cytokine receptor activity
Source: RefSeq, a predicted model, not a curated record
AGCGCAGGUAGCCAGUACACAGAGGAAGUGCCAAGGAGAAAGGCACACGUUUGUCUUUCUCCUGCUAAUGUUCAUGUUCGUGCGUAAAUGAGAAAUAACCACACACAAUUACAGUCACAAUCCCAGUCUUUAUUCUUAUCCAUAACAAUCAUCAGUAAACCUUCCUAUUCAAACCUCUGGAUCCCGCUGCAGUCUUUCUGACCGAAGAGUUAGGCCAGACUCCCGUAGGCCAGCAUACAUCAUAUAUCCAAUAUUUCACAUACGUCACGACCAAAUAGCAGCAAUUGGUUAAAUAAAAAUGUACCCACCUACCACCGAUGGAACAAAUCCUAAUGCUGCGAGUUCAGAGGGUUUCCACAAAGUGAAACCAGCUAAAGAAUCAGGCUAGUUUCAACCUGGCUUCACCUACCAGUCUACCAGGAAGCCCUGGGACCUUGCACCUUGGAAUGCAUGAAUGUUAUAAAUGACAGCGCAGAGCGUAAUCUAAAGCUCAGCAUAGACUUCACUGGCUCUGCUAGAGGAGAAGAACAUUAUCAGAAUGUUCUGCAGGUGGUUGAAGCAUAUGGAAAGGAAACACCAAACCUGAGAAAGAGAAAGAUGUAGACAGUGUGAUUAAAGCGCAUCUAUUAAGAAUUGUUAAAUAGUUUCUUUCUUGCAGCUUCUGCAGUGAUGCUAUCACUGCAUCGAACUGUUGUGGUGAAGAGGGAGCUGAGCCGAAAAGCAAAUCAAAUUAAUUUACUGGUCAAUCUACAUUCUUCCCCUCACCUGUGGUCUUGAGCUUUGGGUAAUGACUGAAAGAACAAGAUCGUGGAUACAAGUGGUCGAAAUAAGUUUCCUCUACAGGGUGGCUGGGCGGUCCCUUAGAGAUAGGGUGAGGAGCUCAAUCACACAGGAGAGGCUCGGAGUAGAGCCGCUGCUCCUCCACGUCAAGAGGAGCCACUGAGGCUCUGGCAUCUGUCCUGGGCACCUCUCUCAGAAGGUGUUCUGGACAUGUCCCACCUGAAGGAGGCCCCAGGGAAGACCCAGGACACGCUGAUGGGACUAUGUCUCUCGGCUGGCCUGGGAAUGCCUUCAGGUCCCUCUGGAGGAGCUGUAGGAAGUGUCUGGGGUGAUGGAAGUCUGGGAGUCAUUGCUUAGACUGCUGCACCUGCAACCCAGCCCCAGAUAAGCAGAAGAAAAUACAUGGAUGAAUGGAGUUUCUUAUUGAUGCUUUGACAAGUCAGUGACCUCCUUAAAAUGUUUCACAUUGACAAAAAACCUCAUAAGAAGACAGAUUCUCAUAAAGUACACUUGCUGCUUGAACUGGCUAAACUAAGUGAAGUCAUGUUUUUGCAAAGAAACAGAAAUGCUUUUAUCUGCUGCAGCACGUGUAGGGGAAGAUAUGAUCUCUAAAUGUCAUACAAGAAUACAUGGCUGAGGACCUGAUCAUGAAGAGUGGCUGUUUGGACUUAAAGGAUUAUGUGAUCUGAGAUGCCUCCAGUCAUUUGGAGUAGACAAGUCUUACUCCUCUUUUUCUGUAUCUAUUGGAUUUUGUUUCCCUCAUUUUUCUGCACCAAGUUUGAAAGCCUUGGAAAUCUUACAGUAGAACCACCUGUUCCCUUCCUCAUGGGCUCCAACCUGACUCUGUCCUGCCACAUCUUUGAAUGUCCACACCAAUCAAAUAUUUAUUUAGAGAUUGAAAAAAAAAGGAGAAAAGAAAGAGUAAUGCCAUCAGAAUUCAUUGGCUGCACGGCAAUAUUCUCUUUGACCAAUGUUAGAGAGCCAGAGACCAAUGUGUACUGCAAGAAACAGGACCCUGGGGCAGAUUACCGGUACUAUGUCACCGGGAUAACUCUACGCAGUGGCCUGCCACCAGAUAAACCUCUAAAUAUCAGAUGUGAAACUACAAGAAAUGCUGACUCUAUAAGCUGCAAAUGGGAAAAAGGAAGAGAGGCCUAUAAGUUCACUACCUACAAUAUUUCAAUCAAAAACAUUGGAAAUGGUUCAUGGGAAUAUUCUCAUACAGUGGAAGAUAAAGAAAACUGUACAAUACCACAAAAUAUAUUUGAUGAUAAUUCCACAUAUCAGCUGACGGUUUUUGCUGACAACCACUUUGGAAAGUCUCAUUCUGAUCCUCUGACCUUCACUUUGGAUGAUAUUGUUGUCCCUGAAAUGCCUCAGAUUAUGCAAAUAGUUAUUAAUGAAUCUUUGGUUGCUGUAUUGCAUUGGAAAACCACUGAAUCAUUUGAAAGUCUAAAGCCAAUCAUAAGAGUGCACACAACUAAUGGUCACUGGGAAGAAGCAGAGGUUUCAGAAAUUGGUAGUGGUCUGGUUCAAGUGGCCGGAUUACGCCCUCUUACAGACUAUGGUUUUCAGGUUAAAACAUGCACCAAAUCACUUGAACAAACAGAUACAAAUCUUCACACUGCAAAGAAAAUGGUUUGUAGCAAGUGGAGUUCGUCUGUGUGGAAGAAAACUCCUGGCAAAGGACCUUCUCAACCAUUACACGUUUGGAGGGAUUCAGUAUUUCCCAUGAGAAACGACCAACAAGAGGCAACUGUGUUCUGGAAGCCCCCUCCAUCAAAUGAAUACAGUGGUGAGGUCUAUCAUUAUGCCAUCCUCUCCGGUGAUGGUCAAAAACAGGAUCACCGUUGUACUCCCAUGUCCCAGUGUUCUGCAAGAGUGCCUUUGUUACCGCCAAUCAGUGUCACUGCUGUCACCCCGUAUGGGACGUCCCCUCCUGCUACUGUCCCACUCACACAAUCAGAUGCACCAGGAGCAGUUUUGAGAGAGGUGACUUCAGUAAACAGCAGUGCUGUGGCUGUCUCCUGGACCCGUCCUGAACAAAACGAGGGACUGAUGAAUUAUGUAACAGAGUGGACCACCCUUCCUCCUAAAGAAUUGCGCUGGGAAAAUGUGUCCAAAGAUCACGAACAUGCAACUAUAACAGGUCUGAUACCAGGUGUACGGUACAAUAUUUCUGUUUAUGCUGUGACCACAAGGGGCGUCAGUGCUCCAUCAUCCUCUGUUGUUUACUCCAAACAGCUAAAACCACUGUUUGGACCAAGUAUGUCAGUUUUGGUCCAUGAAUCCAACAAAGUCUUAGUGCAGUGGGACGAGCUGCCAGUGGAGCAGAGGAGAGGCUUUAUCACAUAUUACACUAUUUACUAUCACGUGUUAGAAUCCGGACGCUCUCAGCUCAGUGUGUCUGUACCAGCCUCAGGACCCAGACAGUGCUGGUUGGCCUGUCCCGAGGGGACCCUGGCUCUGCAGAUGUCUGCUUCCACUGCAGCUGGAGAGGGGCCACAGGGCAACUUCAUCACCUCCCAUCCCCCUGCUCCCUCAGUUGGCUUUGUGAUUGUCAUUGUCUUUAUCAUCAUCUUCUUCAUUGCCAUAUUAAUUAACCUGAUGUGCUGGAAAUGUGUGCGGAAAAGGAUUAAACAGAAGUGCAUUGCAUGGGGCCCAGAGUGUCUUGGGGACAACCUGCCAAAUGUGGAAAACAGCAAAGCUAUCAAACUCUUAGGGUUGGACAGGAGUGAGCCGUCCUUAUUUUCGUCAUUCAGCGACCCACCCAUGUCCCCUAUUAGUUUUCUGUCUCAGGAUGAGAGGGAGGAACUGUACCCUUUUGUCCAUGUGGAGACGGAACCAACAGAAUCUCCAAAUUAUAAUCCAAGCAUUAUUCUGGAUCCUGGCAUCUAUAAACCACAAAGACCUGCUGUCCCCUUUCCUCCAAAAGAGGAGGAGGUUGAGGAGGUUAAGGAUAAUGAAGAACAAAGCACAUCUUUACAUCAUUUUGAAGGAUUAUUGUCCCAUGUACAAGUGGACUUGAAUGCCUCACAAUUUCUGGAUACUGUGCACUGUCCCUCAUGGUUUAAAACUGAUGACAUGACUGUUGUUACAAUGGAAAAAAUCACAGACAAAACGGACUCCAAACCAGACUCGCUGCUCAUAGAACUGAGUAAAGAGAGCUCAGAUAUACCACUAGUUGAUUUUUUUGAUAACACUGAUGGAGCACUGGCUAGUGGCUAUUUCCCCCAAAUAACCUGUCCUAUAUAAGACCUGCAUAUCACACAAUGGAAUCAACAGAAUCAUUAUUGCACUACUGUGGGGAAUACAUGCAAAGUAAAAGCAUUACUUUCAUUUUAGUAUGUUGAGACUAUUAACUGUAACUAACUGCAACUGUAACUGUAUUGAGAGAUGCUGCCCCGAGCGACUGCCCUGUUCGCCCAUGCCUAGGACCACCCCUGGGUAUCACCCCAAUGCUUCUGACCAUUUGACAGUAAUGCAGAAGUCACUUUGAUAAUGUAGACAACAAACCUUAACUUAAACUGUAAAAUAACUUUUCUUUUGGGUCUUUAAUCUGCAGUGGUAUUUUCUUUGACCUAUCACAUUUUAUGAAUAAAUUAUGAUAAUUAACGCCUGAAUGUUUCUGUACUAAUGGUUGACUGCUGCCUAUUAUUGCAUUAAACCAGAUUUUACCAUUUUGCUUUAUUGACCUGAACCUGUAUUCAAAUUAAGACAGUACCUCCCUCAGUAUCUUUUCAGAAUGAACUGAAGCAAAUAAAAGUAAGGUCACACCCAGAUCAAACUAAGGGGAAGUCCCUCAAAAACCCUUCAGUGCUGAUGCCAAG